CCAAUGAAAAAUGCUACUCGAGGUCACACAGAAAUCCCAUCUACCUGAUAAGAGGAUAGAAUAAGUGCCUCCGUCACUGCACUUUACUCAAACGCAUACGGCAAGCCUCUUCCGCCAUUGCAAGGAGAUAAUUCGAAACCAUUAUCCGUUCCCUUUAAAAAUUAAAUGAUGCGUUUAAAAAGUUUGUGCAGCUUGUACCAAUUUGGUGCACGCCAGUCAUUCCGAGGACUUGUGAAGCCUACAAAUAUGAAAAUUAAACUCCUACGUGAUAUCCAUAAAACAGGAUACAGAACAAGAGCAACGGCGGCAAUUAAUCCAAAUUUCCAACCAGUGUGUAUCACGAAGACAUUUCCUACAUCUCAUCAAUCACUGAAAAUUGGUUUCGAAGAUAAUCUUGCUUCAGAUUUCCAGUACAUAUGGUUGCGGGACAAUUGCCAGUGUGAAAAAUGUAUUCAUCCAGUAAGCAGACAGAAGAUGUUAGAUACAGUAAGUCUUAACAUCAAUAUUAAGCCUAAAUCCUAUCAUUUGACUGAAAACGGGAAGCUGAAGAUAGUUUGGCCAGAUGGUGACGGAGAACAUGUCAGUUUCUAUGAUCCUCAAUGGUUGCAUAAAUAUGGAAAGGGGUUCGAACUAGAUAGCUAUGAUUAUGUUCAUGAUAGUUUGCCCCCUAUGGUGACAUGGAAUGGAGAAACUAUAAAAAAAAUAAUGCCGGAAAUUAGCUACAAAGAAGUCAUGGAGACUGAACAAGGACUGAAAACAUGGCUGGAAAUGAUAUAUAAGUAUGGAUUAGCUAUUUUGAAAGACGUGCCAUGCGAAAAAGGAGAAGUUAUUAAAGUUAUCGAAAGAGUCGCAUACAUAAAAAAAACUAAGUGGGGCUCUUCAUUUGAUGUUCUUUGUGAGCCAGUGCAAAAUGAUCCCAACCAUUUGGCUUAUACUGGAAUGUACUUGGAACACCAUACGGACAUGAAUUAUUUGGAAAAAUCGCCUGGUCUUCAAGCACUUCACUGUUUAAAGGCUAAUCCUUCUAGUGAUAGUGACAGCAUCGGCGGCCAAUCAUUUUUCGUAGAUGGCUUUUAUAUUGCCAAAUGGCUGCGGAAAGAACAUCCUGCUUCUUUCCAUGUUCUUACUUCAACCUUAGUGGAAUUCAAAAUUUAUAGCCAUAAUAUGGAAUAUUGUAACAAUCAGUACGUUUUGUGUGUAAGCAAAACUGGAGAAAUGCAAGAAGUACAUUAUAACACCAGAACUAUGGCUCCAUUGAAAGGACCUGCGGACGCCGUGCAGCCAUUUUACGAAGCAUAUCAGUUAAUGGGACAGAAAAUGAGAGAAAAAGAGUCUGAAUUCGCUUUUAAUUUAAUACCAGGUGAUUUAGUGGCAUUUAAUAACCGCAGAGUUCUGCAUGGGCGUACGAGUUUUGAUCCAAGAAGAAUGUCUAGACAUUUAGAAGGAUGUUACGGCGAUAUCGACGAAAUCAUCACUCGUUACAGAUCAUUUUUAAAAUCUGAAAAACCUUAAGUAAUAUUUAUUGAAAGCUUCUAAGGAAUUUUAAUGAAUUUACGUGAUUUUCUUGCAUUGUAGAUGAGUUAUUCCUCUUUAUUCCGCAUUUUACAGUUGUAAAUAUUGUAAAAAUUGUACUACUCUAAUGUAUAUAUUAACAUAAAGCUUGCUCUCGUGAAUGAAAAUAAAAGAAGUCAAUUAUUGUUUAAUAUUUA
Molecule: messenger RNA, 1709 nt
Organism: Stegodyphus dumicola
Lineage: Eukaryota; Metazoa; Arthropoda; Arachnida; Araneae; Eresidae
Biological process (GO): carnitine biosynthetic process
Cellular component (GO): mitochondrion
Molecular function (GO): oxidoreductase activity
Source: RefSeq, a predicted model, not a curated record